CUGUAAGAGACUGCCAAGGUACAAAGCCUUUUUCUGGGAGGUCCAACCCCAGAAAGCACAUGGCUGCAAUUUGUGAAUCUUUCUAUCAAAACUGCUAUUUUCACAUGCAUUUGGUCCCACCCAACCCGGCCUUGGCUGCUCAGAGCAGCAGGUGUUGCCUGUUUUGAGCCUGUGCUGUGCAAUUGCUUUUGCUACUUCCGCUCCUUUCCCCAGCAGCACAGUAAACUGAGGUGUGAGAGGAAGCUAUGGCAUCCAAGGAGUCGGCCUCCUUCGUGGACAGAACCACCUGGGAUUUCCUCAACCUACUGGACAUGCUGGGGAGCCGGAAUGGACGGGUGGGUGUGAUGGAGGUGGACCAUGCUGAGUCAAGAGCUCCCUCAUUGCUGGUGGAUUUUACCCGGGACCUGUGCGGCACAGGGGACAUCAAGCACAAACCACAGCAGGCAGAGAAUGAAGGAAAAGAAGAGGAGGACCUGGUUCCCCCACACCUGAUUUUUAUGCUAUGGCAAGCCAGUGUGUUGAAAAGGCUCAUGCAGUGGGAUCACCUGGAGGAAGCUGUCCGGGACGUGAGGAGCCUCCUCCCCUGCCUGCCAAAUGUGCUGGUGCUUGUGAUGAUCCGUCCUGACUCCCAGGAGCAGCUGGACCAGGCAGUGAGAGCGCUGAGGAGAAUGCAGUGUGUGCUGGAUGGGGCCCUGCAACUGACUGUAGAGACUGCAAUUUACAGCCCAGGCCAGCCUGGAGGUGUCCUGGAGGCAAAGAAAGCUGCCUGUAGGGCACUGAGAGAAGCUUUGAACUGCCAUGAAGAAGUCGACUCCCAGGAGCCAUUUGUUAUUUCACUCCCGGAGCUCAGAUACUGCCGAGUUCUGCCUGAACGUAGGCAAGAGAAGAUAUCGAAGACGGAUGGAGAAUGAAUUCCCUUGGGCGGCCGAAUCUGUCAGGUUGGUUUUAGCACUGUCCUGCUGGAUGUCCCUUUGCAGAACACUUCCUUCCUGCUGACUUGCUUGUCUGCCCAGACCUUCUGCAUGGAUGAGAUUCAGUGUGUGGCUGCUGCCAGAAGGGGACAGUGUACCCUCAGCAUCGCACUGUCCUUGCCACAAAGCUCAGAGUUCUUUGCUGAAUUGGCUGAACAAUCUGCCCCAGGAAACUUUUAUCAAAAAUCACUGGGUUUCUGCUUUGCAUUAAAUGCGUUGUUUAUCAAAAUGUCCCUAAGAAA
This is a messenger RNA of Melozone crissalis (California towhee), 1213 nucleotides long. RefSeq lists its product as uncharacterized. The transcript has 2 exons. The record is from RefSeq and is a predicted model, not a curated record. The coding region runs from base 246 to 911 and encodes 221 amino acids. NCBI's taxonomy places the organism in Eukaryota, Metazoa, Chordata, Aves, Passeriformes, Passerellidae.